AAGAGUGACGUCAGACUGGGUAUAAGAGUUGUGGCCAUGCCUUGGACCUCCUGUUUGUGUUAAGCCCUGGACCCUUUACACCGAAGACCUCCUUUUCACAGGCCAUACGCAAGACUCAGGAGGAGAGACCAGCGAUGGAAUUCCAGUCGAACGUGAUCAACGCGCAGCCUCAGGUCUCCGUCACACAGUACACCGUGUCAGCCGGAGUAUCCGAUUGGAGUUCAAACGUGUGCGACUGCUGUGACGACUGUGGCAUCUGCCUCUGUGCAACAUUCAUCCCUUGUAUCCUGGGCUGCAAGGUGGCUCAGGACAACGGGGACAGCUGUUGCCUGCCUUUCCUUCCGGGUGCCAUGAUUGCUCUUAGGACGAGCAUCCGCGGUAGAUACCAUAUUGAAGGUUCGGUGUGUGACGACUGGGUAAUCAUGGCCUGCCUCCCGCUGUGUGGACUGUGUCAGAUGGCACGUGAGCAGAAGAGGAGAGGAUAAAAAGAUGGGACGUUGAAUCAAACUUUAAAAAUGACAACAACUAUAAAUAAAGAAUAUGUGGUAAAUAAGAAGGAAGGCUUGGAACAGGUCGCAGAAUGUAAUGGAAGGAAAUGCAAAAAUGUAAUCAGGCCUCUUAAAUUGAUACUUACUGUGAUGAAAUUGUGUUAAUGGUGAAUUUACGCACAUUUAUUUGCAAUUAAAUCAUACCUAAACAGUG
Gasterosteus aculeatus aculeatus (three-spined stickleback) is the source of this 702-nucleotide messenger RNA. It is a transcript of the gene cnfn, whose product is annotated as cornifelin. The record is from RefSeq and is a predicted model, not a curated record. NCBI's taxonomy places the organism in Eukaryota, Metazoa, Chordata, Actinopteri, Perciformes, Gasterosteidae.